CAGGUGGUUGCUCAAAUGAAGCCUCUGAAAGUUGAGAAUAAGCAGUUCAGAGAAAUCUUGGACGAAAAGAAAAAGGAAAUGGAACCUCUGAAAAAGGCUCUGGGCAACUUGCGUGGCCGAGAGAGGGGCGCUGGCCUAUGCUCGUCUGAGGAAGAGCUUGAUAAUCUUAUCAAAAGCUUGCAAUUUACAAUUCAACAUGAAAGCAUUCCACUUACUGAGGAGAAACAACUCCUUAGAGAAAUUAAACAGCUUGAAGGUACGAGGGAUAAAGUUAUUGCUAAUGCUGCUACGAGGGCAAAGAUUCAGGAGUCAUUGGGUGAAAAAGAAUCCAUUCAAGACCAGGUCAAACUCAUGGGAGUUGAUCUGAAAGGAGUUAGAAAGGAACACCAGGUAGUAAAGUUCAAGCGUGAUCAACUUAAAGCACAAAAGGAGUCCAUAGAGAAACACAUUGCAUCAUUAGAGGCUGAGUUUAAAGUUGUGACACAAAAGCGGGAUGAAGCUAAACAGUAUCAUCAGGAAUUAAAGAGACAGCGAGAAGAGGGGAAUGUCUGCUAUUAUCAAAAUCGUACACUUUUGAACAUGGCCAAAGCUGUUGCCGCAAAGAGGGAUGUUGAAGCCCUUAAAAAUAUUUGUGAUACAGAGGUUGAGAAAUUUAUGUCCCAGUGGAGUAGUAGUAAGGCUUUUAGAGAUGACUAUGAGAGAAGAACUUUGCUUUCUCUUGACAUGCGACAAUUGAGCAAGGAUGGACGGAUAAGGAACCCAGAUGAGAAGCCUUUGGUGUUACAUGAGGCACCAACUCCCUCAAAAACUGAGACACUGGCAAAAACCAACGUAAGACGACCAAAAGAAGAUUCCAUUUCCCCUCCGCAAAAUGACUCUUCCCCCAUUCCAAAAGUCUCAAAAGAAGCAAGCAGCCAACUCCAGAAAAAAGCAAAAAGUAAACAAACAGGUUCAGGAACCACCAUGGAGCCUCCUGAUUUAGAAGACAAAGAAAUAAUCCCUGGAUUUGAAAAACCAAAAAAGGAUCCUCUUCCCAAGGUGAAUGAAGUUGAUGCAGCAAAGCUGAAGCAGAAGAAAAAAGAAGAGGAGCUGGUGAAAGCUAAGCAGGCCAUGGCAAGGAAGAAGAAGUUGGCAGAGAAGGCGGCUGCUAAAGCAGCUAUAAGAGCUCAGAAGGAAGCUGAAAAAAAGCUUAAGGAACAGGAAAAGAAAGCAAAGAAGAAGUCUGCAACUUCUGUACCUGCUUCUGAACCUGAGGAGCCAAUUGUUGAAGCAGAUGCAGAGGUUGCUGAACUGGAGAAGGCCGAUGAAAAUGUUGAGGCUCCAGUUCCUUCAAAGAAUAGGGAUCGAAAGGAAAAUGCUCUGAGACAUAGAAGUCGACCAAAAGGUCCGGAUUCAAUUUCAAAAAUCAUACUAAAACGCAGAAAGUCUACAAACUAUUGGAUGUGGGCUGCUCCUACUAUUUUGGUGCUGAUGCUUCUAGCGGUUGGAUACAACUAUUUUCUCUGAAGAAGCAAAGUUUUGAAUUGAGAGGAAUCCUUUGACCAACUUUGUUUUUGAUGAUCAUGCGAGUGGCUAGGUCUGUAUAAGUAAGCAUAACUUAUUCCUUUUUGUCUUUUUUUCCCCUUUUGACAUCCAAUACAGAGGUGGACUCAAAUCUGAUAAUGUUGCUAGAUCAUGCAAUUUAAAAAUUUA
Cornus florida is the source of this 1692-nucleotide messenger RNA. Its product is annotated as proton pump-interactor 1-like. Lineage: Eukaryota; Viridiplantae; Streptophyta; Magnoliopsida; Cornales; Cornaceae. The transcript is spliced from 6 exons. The record is from RefSeq and is a predicted model, not a curated record. The coding region runs from base 16 to 1506 and encodes 496 amino acids.